AUGUAUUACACCAGACACAACGGGUUUCACCUUUGUACCUUGAAAGUUCUGUUUCCCCACUCGUCUGCUGUCACAGACAUGCUCUCUUUGACUUUACGGCAGACACUAAAGCCCCUCCUUCCCAGGGUUUUGGGAUGUUUGGGCCGAAAUCACCAGACCACCACUGGCUGGACAGGACAGGAGAGUCUGGCCCAGGAUGACCCAGAGAUGUGGAGCCUCUUGCAGCAGGAGAAGGACAGGCAGUGUCGGGGACUGGAGCUCAUUGCAUCGGAGAACUUUUGCAGCCGCGCAGCGCUGGAAGCCCAGGGAUCAUGUCUGAACAACAAAUACUCAGAGGGAUACCCAGGACAAAGGUAUUAUGGAGGAGCAGAGAUAGUGGACCAGAUUGAGCUGCUGUGUCAGAAACGAGCACUUGACACCUAUGGCCUGGACCCAAAUUUGUGGGGCGUCAACGUCCAGCCGUACUCCGGGUCCCCUGCCAACUUUGCUGCCUACACAUCUGUGCUGCAACCUCAUGAUCGCAUCAUGGGCUUGGAUCUGCCUGACGGAGGACACCUUACCCAUGGCUACAUGACAGACACCAAAAGAAUCUCAGCCACCUCCAUCUACUUUGAAUCAAUGCCUUACAAGCUGGAUCCCAAAACAGGUCUAAUAGAUUAUGAGCAGCUGGAGCGAACAGCCCGGCUGUUCAGACCAAGACUUAUCAUCGCAGGAACUAGCGCCUACGCUCGCCUCAUCGACUAUGCUCGCAUGAAGAAGCUCUGUGUUGAGCUGAACGCCUACCUGCUGGCAGACAUGGCUCACAUCAGUGGCCUGGUGGCAACAGGAGCUGUUCCAACGCCUUUCCACCAUGCGGACCUGGUCACCUCCACUACCCAUAAGUCACUGCGUGGAUCAAGGGCAGGUUUGAUCUUCUACCGCAAAGGUGUGCGCUCUGUGGAUAAGAAGGGUCGAGAGGUGAUCUAUGACCUUCAGGACAAGGUCAACUUUGCUGUGUUCCCUUCACUUCAGGGAGGACCCCACAACCAUGCCAUUGCUGGGGUGGCUGUUGCCCUGAAACAGGCUUCGACUCCCAUGUUCAAACAGUACAUCAGCCAAGUGCUGCUGAACGCCAAGUCCAUGGCUGACGCUCUGCUGAAGAAAGGCUACACACUGGUGUCAGGGGGAACAGACAACCACCUGGUCUUGGUUGAUCUUCGACCUCGCGGGAUGGAUGGUGCUCGUGCCGAGAGGGUCCUGGAGCUGGUUUCCAUCACUGCCAACAAGAACACCUGCCCAGGAGACAAGAGUGCCCUCACUCCAGGAGGACUCAGGCUUGGAACUCCGGCUCUGACCUCCCGACAGUUCAGUGAGGCAGACUUUGAGAAGGUUGUGGAGUUUAUUGAUGAAGGGAUUCAGAUCGCACUGGAUGUGAAGAUGAAGACUGGAAACUUGGCCAGCUUCAAGUCCUUCCUGCUGGAGGACCCUGUGACUGUGUCACGCAUAGCAGAGCUCCGCCAGCGGGUGGAGCUAUUUGCCAGGCCCUUCCCCAUGCCAGGAUUCACUGACCACUGACAACAUUAAUGAGAGAAAGGCCGUUUCCCUGUUGCUUCAUGAACACCAUGGAUCCAGAAGACCUCCUCUUAUGUGACCAUUUCUGCACACAGUCACAUCACAUCACUGUACCAACUCAUGACAUUACAUCUGCAAUAUAACAUGAAAGAUCUAAUGUGAUGUGAAAGAUUAAUGAUAAAUAAAAUGCCACGUGAUCUAGCUAAUGUGUUAAGGCUGGUCAUGAUAACACUGAUGUUGUGCUCAAAAGAGAAAGGUGAUGCUAUUACUACUACUAGUAUUACAACUAAUUUCAAUAUAAAUGAUUCAUAAUGAUAUAAUAAUGCAGAACUGGUUAUUUCUUUUUUGUAUUGUAUGUAUUGUUUUGAUGUACUUAUCAACAACCAUAUCUCAUGCUGUUGAGAAAAGAAGGAUUUUAUGACAAGUUUGUGAACAGUAGCAUAUUAAUCUACAUAUAGCUACAUUAUAAUGUGUUAUAUAUAAUCUACAGUGGGUUAUCACAUUAGCAGGUUCAAUUGCAAUAGUAUCUAAUUUAUUACAAGACGGCACUUUUUAGAAAUUGUAUUUUACUCUACUUUAUAUGGGAACAUUUUGAUUGGUUCAGGAGAGAAAUGACAAGGGUCUAAGAAAGAGUUAAAAAAAUUGUUGUAGAGCACUGUAGGUUCAUUAAUUGUCAGUUUUCAUGCAGGAAAGCUAAGAUGGAGCUUAAGUCAACUUAAGUGUUUGGCCUUUUGCCACUUAACUCUUUCAAGAGCCCUCUUCACUGUCAGGCUUUGUCCCAGGUCCUGGGAAACUCAGAGCAGCUGUGUUGGGAAUUGAACACAUGCUCAGUUUAUACCCACAAAACAGGAAAUAGUUAAGCAAAACAAACAUUGGCAAAAUGAGUUUUUCCUAUAUAACAUUACCUUUAAUGUAGCUUGUUAUUGUGAAUGAUUUUCCACUGUAUGUCAAAUCUCUUGGUUGCUAUAAAAAAACUAGAGCCAAAUUAUAUUUAUGAAAGUUUGUUGAAUUCUCAAGCUCAUUGUUAUGAUUUACACCGGUCUCGUUUCAUAGAGAUGGUUUGUGUUUACGGGCAAGUCAAAGGAAGUAGAAGACUCCUCUGAUUCUACAAACACUGAUCUUUGUUAAGCUGCUGGUAUUUCCUCUGUUCAUUUUCUCUCACUGUUGACUUCAGGAACAGGAUUAAAAAUAAAAAUAAAACUUGAUCUUUGUCAGAGACACAGAUCUGACAGGAAGAUAGUUGGAGCCAAACCAGCCAACCAA
Solea senegalensis (Senegalese sole) is the source of this 2814-nucleotide messenger RNA. RefSeq names its product serine hydroxymethyltransferase, mitochondrial-like. NCBI's taxonomy places the organism in Eukaryota, Metazoa, Chordata, Actinopteri, Pleuronectiformes, Soleidae. Gene Ontology annotation, molecular function: serine binding; protein homodimerization activity; mRNA regulatory element binding translation repressor activity. The record is from RefSeq and is a predicted model, not a curated record. Gene Ontology annotation, cellular component: nucleus; BRISC complex; cytoplasm. Gene Ontology annotation, biological process: L-serine catabolic process; purine nucleobase biosynthetic process; tetrahydrofolate interconversion.